Molecule: messenger RNA, 2190 nt
Organism: Mercenaria mercenaria
Lineage: Eukaryota; Metazoa; Mollusca; Bivalvia; Venerida; Veneridae
Product: AP-2 complex subunit sigma
Exons: 4
Coding region: 139-567 (142 amino acids)
Biological process (GO): clathrin-dependent endocytosis; intracellular protein transport
Cellular component (GO): intracellular membrane-bounded organelle; AP-2 adaptor complex; membrane coat
Molecular function (GO): clathrin-cargo adaptor activity
Source: RefSeq, a predicted model, not a curated record
AGAAAAGUCAUUAAAAACUUCACCUCAAAUCAAUGAAUAUAUCGGUUAAUCAAUAAAAAAAAAUUGGUUCUACGUGACCACAACAAUUCUGAUGUCUAUUCGCAUAACUAUAUUUUGGGGGAGUGUUUCCGGUUAAAAAUGAUUCGGUUCAUACUCAUACAGAACAGGGCAGGGAAAACUCGGCUUGCCAAGUGGUACAUGCAUUUUGAUGAUGAUGAAAAACAGAAAUUGAUUGAAGAGGUACAUGCUGUAGUCACUGUCAGGGAUGCCAAACAUACAAACUUUGUUGAGUUCCGUAAUUUCAAGAUAGUGUACAGAAGGUAUGCUGGGUUAUAUUUCUGUAUUUGUGUGGACGUCAGUGACAAUAAUCUAGCCUACUUGGAAGCAAUACACAACUUUGUUGAAGUCCUCAAUGAAUAUUUCCAUAAUGUGUGUGAGCUGGAUCUAGUCUUCAACUUUUAUAAGGUAUAUAGUGUAGUGGAUGAGAUGUUUCUGGCAGGAGAAAUCAGAGAGACUAGCCAAACUAAAGUUUUAAAGCAAUUAUUGAUGCUUUCUUCACUAGAGUAGUGAUUCAAGUUAUACUCAAAACAUUGGUCAUUGUACGCUGUAACUUAAAACCUGUAAGUGAUCUAAAGUCUAGGAAUUUGGUGCACAGUACUGGGAGUAUAUGAAGUAUAUAUUUAUUCAAUGAUUCUUCUUUGUCCUGGUCAUGAGAUGAAAGAAAUCUGGAGAAGAAAACAAACAACAUGCAAAUUAUACAUAUGCACUGAAUAUUCAAUACCAUAUGUUAUUAAGUGCAAGUAGUACACAAGAAGGACAGGAAGUUUCAUUAUAAGAUCACUAAAUUAAACGUUUGUUACAUGUACAGUUCAAACUAGAAAACUUAAAAGUCAUAGAGUCUGUUAAAAACUUGAGAUUUUAGGAAAAAGUUGUACUUUAACAUGCAGAAUAAGUUUUUAUAGGAUCUCAUUGUUGAUGAUGAUUUAAAAGACAGAAUUUUCACUCAAGAGAUUUUGAGUUAUCUAGUUUCAGCUGUAUUUGUAUUAUACCGGCAUUCUACCUAUUUUGUGCAAUUUCAUUCUCCAUUUUACAUGUACCAGUUCUUAGUUUUGCUGAUAAUACCAUUUUCAUUUUAAAAGAGAAUAAUAUAUUUUGGUGAAUGGCUAUCAUUUUAAAUGUUUGGAAAAUGGUCAUGAAAGUUUAGAACUCCAGUAAUGUUUGCUAAUUUAACACUGUUAGUAUGUACUCUGCUUUAAUUUAUUACCCCACCUCUUUCAUUCUGUAAGCUGUAUUAUUAACAAGUGGGUACUUAAACUUUAUGUAACUUGAUGUUUAAUUUGUUUUUUUUUCUCAAAUUUAAUGAUAAGCUUCAAUAUCAACAAAAUUUUAAGUACAGUUGAACCUGUAUUUAGCUACUACCUAUAUUAAGUGGCCACUUGCCUUAAGCAGACAGUCAGCUAACUUUCCAAAUUGACUUUUUGCUCUUUUUCAUUUUGUUUAAGCAACAACUUGUCUUAAUCAGCCAGACUAUGCCACUGUCUUGACUGGCUGAUUAAUACAGGUUUGACUGUACUGGCAUUAAUUAUUGUAGAUGAGCAAUGUUUUUUCAGCACAACUUUUUUUCAGAACCCCUACCUUUAAUUCUUAGCUCACAUUUGAACAGAAAUUUAAAUCUUCUUUGGAAGAUAAAUGCUAUGAACUCUACCAACAAACAUUCCAUCACAUCUAUGAUUUUCAUUGUCAUAUGAAUGUUGUUUAUUGUUUGUAGAUCAUAAUUAGUUGCACUAAGUUUACAUUCUGGUACCAUCAAGUUUCCUUCAGGUUUGCAUUACAGUAUAAACUUAAAGCAAACAUGAAUAUGACAGAAUUCAAACUAGAUCAAAUUUGUUAAAGUGUGAAAUUUUGUUGCUGUUGUUUGUAUCUGCCGAAUCACAUCAUUUUAUUAGUGGUAUACAAAACACUCCCGUACAUUCUUACUCAGUAUUGGCUUUUUGCAAAAUUUCUGUUUCCGAAAAAAUAACUUUUCUCCGACAUGCACUUUUAAGUAAGGUUAUGUGUUGCUUUCUUACAUUGCAUAGAAAGAUGUCAUUUGUUUUGUAUAUAAAUAUUGUGAUAUAUUAAUUUUAAAUAGAUAUGUUAUAGACAUGUAUAUGUACUUAAUUUGUGCAAAUAAAUAAGAUACAACUUUUA